Rhipicephalus sanguineus (brown dog tick) is the source of this 946-nucleotide messenger RNA. RefSeq lists its product as uncharacterized. The coding region runs from base 381 to 896 and encodes 171 amino acids. NCBI's taxonomy places the organism in Eukaryota, Metazoa, Arthropoda, Arachnida, Ixodida, Ixodidae. The transcript has 8 exons. The record is from RefSeq and is a predicted model, not a curated record.
GAGGAAGGAAUAAACUAAGGAGAGGCAGUUACGUCACAUUUCUUGAAGCCGGAAGUAGGGAAGGGUAGAGGAGGCUCCUUCUCGCAAGGUUGGGCACGCUGACUCGCUGACGCAUGCGUCGUUAGCGGCUAGCAGACUAUCACGUCGCGCCUGUAGAGCGUCGGGGCGCCGUCAGCUGACAGACGAGCCGGAGAACGAAGCAUGUGAUUGUAUCGAAGGAAGAACAAAGGAGCGGCAGUGCCUUCUUGCAGUGUGCCCGGGUGCCGCUCGCGCGGGAUAAGAAAGGAACCGGGCGUCACCUUCCACGCACACCCCUUUCACAGCAGCGAGGAGGUGGUGCAGGUACUGCUGCGACUGCUCAGCAGGAUACCCAGCCAGAAAUGACAGCCCUGAGUAGCCCUCCUGGAGCCUCUCCGCAGCAACAGGAACCUAUGGAUUUAAGUGAAAUCCCAGAGACCCUGCCAGGCCUAUCACAACAGGAACCUGUGGAUGUCGCUGACAGCCAGGGGUCUGUGCCAGGUCCAUCACGACAGGAACCUGUGGAUGUCGCUGACAGCGAGGAGUCUCUGCCGAGCCUAUCACAACAGGAACCUGUGGAUGUCGCUGACAGCGAGGAGUCUCUGCCGAGCCUAUCACAACAGGAGCCUAUGGAUGUUGCUGACAGCCAGGAGACUCUGCCAGACCCAUCACAACAGGAACUUCCCACUUUGCCAUCCACCUCUGCCUUUGUUGAGACACCAAGGAGAAGGAGACGACCAAUGGUAACCUGCUCUGCCAAGCGUGCCUAUUUUGCAAGCACAAUUCAACACCAUGAAUGUCAUAGCCCUGUGUAUAUGCUCAUGUACUAUCUUCGUCAAAUGAAACCCGAACAGCGGCAAGCCUUUGCAACGGUAUAGUGCGCGCCGUCCAGUCAUCACCAUUCAAAUGUACGCGCAUCCGGUUUGGC